UUUCAACGCUGCGCGUAAAACACCAUGUUCGGGUUAAACGUACUUCCUUUGUAGAGUUGUCUAAUUUAGUUUCACCAUCACUGCACUGGUGUGGUGAAUGGGUGGUCCAGAAACCAACUAGCUUAAGACACAGAGAAGAGGCCCACAUCUAGCUGAGGCCAUGGCAGAUUUUUCGCUAGCUGAUGCCAUUGCAGACGAUGUCCCGGGAGCAGCCUCCAAACAGGGCAACACAAACCCCUCUGGUCCAGGGCCCAACGCUCCACCACCACCCACAAACCCCGGAUGGCCUGGCUCAGCCCCUGGUGGUCCAAACUACCCAUCUGCUGGAGGCCCAACCCAGCCACCUGCCCCAGGUGGGUUCCCUGGUGGGCCCUCGGGUCCUGGAGCUCCUAACCAGUUUCCAGGACAGUACCCAUCAGGUCCUGGUGCACCCACUGCCCCAGGGGGCUACCCACCAGGGCCGGGGGUACCAGGACAGUUCCCUUCCAGCCCUGGAGCUCCGGGACAGUUCCCCUCCAUGCCAGGGUACCCACCAGGCGGGGCCCCGCCAGGACAGUUCCCUGGAGGGGCUCCGUCACCCUACAACUCUGGACUGUUCCCCUCCACGCCGGGCGGGCCACCAGGACCUUUCCCUAACAUGCCUUAUCCACCCCCUGCAGGUGGGAUGUACGGGCCUGGAGGCCCUGGAGCUUUCCCACCUGGCCCAGCACCGGGCUUCCCAAGCGGAGGGUUCCCUCCUCUGCCUCCAGGAUCAUGGGGAUCUCCUGGCGGCGGGUUCCCUGCUCAGCCAGGUGGCCCUGGAUCUUAUGGACCAGGGCCCAUGGGCCCGUAUGGAGGACCUGGUGCUCCAGGAGGGAUGCUUCCAGUGCCGUACCAUUUGCCUCUUCAUGCGGGCAUCAUGCCUCACCUGCUGAUCACCGUGGUUGGAGAGCCAUUCCCAGGAGGAGACAGGUUCCAUAUAGAUUUUGUGAAGGGUGAAGAGGUGGUGUUCCACUUCAACCCCCGUUUCCCUGAGCAGACCAUAGUGCGUAACUCACAGCUGGGUGGCUACUGGGGUCCAGAGGAGAGGGAUGGGGGGUUCCCCUUCAUCCAAGGCCGACAGUUUGAGCUGAAGAUCCUGGUGGAGCAGGACUGCUUCAAGGUGGCAGUUGAUGGAGUUCACCUGCUGGAGUAUGAGCAUCGCGUCGGGGGGCUGGAAGAGGUCACGCUCGUCCGCGUGGAGGGCGACAUUGCUCUCUACAGUGCAGGCCCCAGCAUGAUCUAAAGACAUAUACACAGACACAAACACACACACACACAUACAUGCUCUCUCUCUCGCUCUCAUUCUCUCUCUCUCUCUCUCUCUCUCUCUCACACACACACACACACACACACACACACACAAACAGAGCUGCUGGACUCAAUAUAUCACAGAAUCACAAAGAGUGCAGUUGAGUUCAUUAUCCCUCUGUGAGAAUAAUAAUGCAGUAACUCAUACAACCUGCAUUGGAAUAUGAGAGUGUUUCUAAUCAUAGUUAUACAUUGUAUAAAUUAAAGUAUCCAGUGAGGGCUGGGAAUAUUGUCUUGAUAUUUUUCUGUGUAGGCGGAAUUCAACUUUCACUUAUUUCUGCCUCCGUGAUGGGGCCAAAGGCUGGUUUAUUGCUGUGUAAUCACGAUUCAAGAGUUGAACUGAUUCAGUGUACUGUUCGGACACAUUAAUUGCUUUCCAUCGCUUGGGUUAUGUACUAAGAGCCACAUGGAAGCUUGAGCAGCUUGUGCCAAUUGCUUUAGCUCCUAUACAGGACCUAUAUCAAAGUGUUUGUCUUAAAUCUGCAGGCCUUGUUUACUUUCUCCAGCAUGCUAAAAUAUUCGAAAUGAGUCCCUCCUUUACCGUUCAUGUGAACACAGGGCAGAAACAGACUGAAGUAUUCCCAGCCUUCAGAACUGAGAAGCAAUUGAAGGAAAAUGUAGUUGUCUGUAUAAUGGCAUUGGAGUCCUUGGCAGACCACUCUAAUCAGUCCAUUAUUCACUGAUCUUGAUUUGAUAGAUGUCUUGUCAGACUCGGCAAAGCCCAGUCCUUCUAUAAUACAAGAGAUUUACAGCAUGUGGGUGUGAGGGCAUAGUGAUUUCACCAGUUUGGGAUUUCUUAGAGCAACACAACGGUGGAAGAGUGCAGAGUCUGAACAGCACGGGAGCACAGCACAAGUUGAUAUUAACUCUGAGCAUGGGAGUGUAUGACGCCCAUUACUUAAAGAUAACCUGAGGAUUUUGGAUUUCUCUUUUGCUUUUGAACUUUAACCACUUUAGUUUUCUCAGAAUACCAGCAGCUGUUGGUUCUCUGGACUUUUGUAGACCUGUUGAUGAUUUAUGUUACAAAAGGGGGAAUGCCCCCAAUAACUAUGACCCAUAUAGCAACCUCCUAUUGUUAUAAUAUUUUAGGUUUGUGAAAGGGGAUAUAUGUUUGGAGUGAAUUCAGGAAUCCCCUGGAAUAUUAGUCAUUAAAAACAGUUAUUACAAUGAGUAGCCUAAAUGUUACCUGACUGAAUCUUAUAGCUCAUUAAUCUCAUUAUUGCAGAUGCACUUGCUACUUGUGUUUGUCUAGCUACUUUCUUCACAAGAAAACUGUCUGUAUCUUCAUGCUCUUUGUCAACACUCUCAAUUGGUCAAUGAAUUAAUUGGACUUGCCAAAGACACUGCAACAAGAGUUAGUUAUUUUUAAUUUUUUAAUAAAAUGUUACAUAUGACUAAAAAGGA
Messenger RNA from Alosa sapidissima (American shad), 2733 nucleotides. RefSeq names its product lectin, galactoside binding soluble 3a (gene lgals3a). The record is from RefSeq and is a predicted model, not a curated record. The transcript is spliced from 6 exons. NCBI's taxonomy places the organism in Eukaryota, Metazoa, Chordata, Actinopteri, Clupeiformes, Clupeidae. Bases 161 to 1264 code for a protein of 367 amino acids. Gene Ontology annotation, cellular component: nucleus; immunological synapse. Gene Ontology annotation, biological process: negative regulation of endocytosis; positive regulation of calcium ion import; negative regulation of extrinsic apoptotic signaling pathway. Gene Ontology annotation, molecular function: laminin binding; carbohydrate binding; IgE binding.